CGCUCUCUACCGCUGCUGCCUGCAGUCAGUCUCACCAUUGAACACGCCACGCGCAGGUUACUAUCACUAUCUAUAUGCCAGUCAACAACGUUUCAGCCGUCUUUUUCCUUUCACUCUGACUCAAAGUCCUCGGUUUCGUUUAAACACGUCGUUUAUACUGCCUCUUGCCGUGUUUAUUCAACAUAGGAGCUUUUUCCUGAUCUUUAUAAUCUGCUCUGGGUAAGAAAAGCGCGUUUGUUGUCCGUGUAAAGGCAGCCCAGUUUCUCAGCAAUGGCGACAGCUGCGGUAUCUGCCCCUGCUGGCGGCGGCCCGAACCCCGGAUCCGGUGCCGAGUUGGUCCGCGGUCAGGCUUUCGAUGUCGGGCCGCGCUACAGCAACCUCUCGUACAUUGGAGAAGGUGCAUACGGCAUGGUUUGCUCAGCGUAUGAUCGUGAUAAUAAAGUGCGUGUGGCGAUAAAGAAGAUCAGUCCAUUUGAGCACCAGACGUACUGUCAGCGCACACUCCGUGAGAUUAAAAUCCUGCUCCGCUUCAAGCACGAGAACAUCAUCGGCAUCAAUGACAUCAUCCGCACACCCACCAUCGACCAGAUGAAAGACGUCUACAUUGUACAGGAUCUGAUGGAGACAGACUUAUACAAGCUGUUGAAGACGCAGCACUUGAGCAAUGACCACAUCUGCUACUUCCUGUACCAGAUCUUGCGCGGUCUAAAGUACAUCCACUCGGCAAACGUUCUCCACCGAGACCUGAAGCCAUCUAACCUGUUGCUCAACACUACUUGCGACCUCAAGAUCUGUGAUUUUGGGCUCGCCCGGGUGGCCGAUCCAGACCAUGACCACACCGGCUUCCUGACGGAGUAUGUAGCCACACGUUGGUACCGCGCACCAGAGAUUAUGCUCAAUUCUAAGGGUUACACUAAGUCCAUUGAUAUAUGGUCGGUUGGUUGUAUUCUGGCUGAGAUGCUUUCGAACAGACCCAUCUUCCCUGGAAAACACUAUCUGGAUCAGCUUAACCACAUCUUAGGUAUUUUGGGCUCCCCCUCUCAGGAGGACCUCAACUGCAUCAUCAAUAUUAAGGCAAGGAAUUACCUGCUGUCACUUCCUCUCCGCUGCAAAGUGCCCUGGAACCGCCUGUUUCCUAACGCAGACCCUAAAGCGUUGGACCUGUUGGAUAAGAUGUUGACCUUUAACCCUCAUAAGAGGAUUGAGGUGGAGGAGGCACUUGCUCACCCAUACCUGGAACAGUACUAUGACCCCACAGAUGAGCCUGUUGCUGAGGCUCCGUUUAAGUUCGAAAUGGAGCUGGAUGACUUGCCCAAAGAGACUUUGAAAGAGCUCAUCUUUGAAGAAACUGCACGCUUUCAAACAGCCUUCAGACCAUAGCCUAUCUCUCAGGUAUUGGUCUGGAUUCAAUCAUGCUGAUGCUUCUGUCUCCACACCACUGUGCGCUGUGGUCCUCUUUUGGUCUUCAUCGACCAUCGUCAUCAUCAUCGUUAUCUCCUCCUUUUCCUGAACCCUAAAACCACAGACAGCCCUCUAAGUUCAUCUGACCCCUUCGGACUCCUGCGCCCUCCUGCUCUCCACCUCCUUUACUCUUUCAGUCUCAUUACAACUGAAGAAAAGUGUAGAACUUCUCUCACACUCUUCCUCUGCAUCACAUCGUUCUCUCUUCUUGCUUAUCUGUGUGAAAGUGUGCCUGCGUGUGUUCGAUUCCGAUUUAACCCUUUUUCUCUUGGUCCUCUGAUACACUUAAGUAAAAAGAAACGUCUAUGAUUGUGUUAGUGUUGUGCUUCUUUUUAGCCUCCUGUUAAUAUUUCCAACAAGCUGCUUUUCUAAGGUGUCUGUAAGCCAUUUUGAAGUCCCACAGAGGUCAAACAGGGAGAGAACCAGGGCUCAGAUCUCCUCUAUUCUUAUAUAUAUAUAUAUAUGCAGUGGACACACAUUUACCCACAUUGUGCAUCGCCAACCUCCUCAAAGUGCACAGAGCUCUAAAUUUGCCACGGUGCCAUUUUGAGGCUUUAAUAUAUUUUCUUAAAUGCAAAUAUGUAUUUACUAAUGACCCCUUAAAAUUGAUUAAAUGUUUCAUUCAUUUUUUUGUAUAUUUUAACUUUUCCAAUCCCCCUUGAUGUGCAAACAAACUUAAUUUGGAUGCGAUUAAUCACGAUUAAUAGUUUGACAGCAGUUUAUGAGAUAUAUAUAUAUAUAUAUCAUAAACCCUUAAACCCUUUUAGAACCCCUAGAAAAGAGGCUAAUCUGUUAAAUUUGCUUAAGCACCAAAGAAAAGGCCGCUUUGAAGAUGUUACGACACCACUUGUGUCCAAAAGUUGACCUAAGCACUCACAUUACCUGCAAAAAAGACAAGUUCUAUGCAGGUGAAUGUAUUUCCCAAAAUCCAGGUGUUUUUGAAUCUAAAGAUGUGUGUAGGUCCAUUUAGGAACUGGACUUUAUCGCUUAGCUAGGUUUAGAGGAACUUCUGUCACGGGACAAAGAACAAUCUUGAGUUUUUUUAACUGGUAAACUAAUCAAUGUUUGUUAUAAACGUACAGUGCCUGCUCAUCUGUAUUCAUUCAUUAUUAUUUUUUUUUGCAUAUUUCUUUCUCUUUUUGCUUUCCCUGUCCACCCCCAGCCGCCUUGUAUCAAUAAGACUGUGCCCUUGCAUGACUGUUAAAAAGCUUUCUAUACAAAGAAAAUGGAAGUGCCACACUGCUGGGGAUUCCACUAUUGGACUCUCAGGAUUUUGUUAUAACCUUUUGUGGUCUCAUAUUUCCUAUAUAGAGUAUUAUGAGUUCAAAAAGAAAAAAAAAAAACUCUUUAUUUUGCUUGUACAUUUUGGUUGCACUUCUUUCAAAAUUCAGGUUCGUUUCAGUGUUUGAAGAAAAAAUGACAAUAAUCAAGAUUAGCUUUUUAGAUGAACUAAAUCAGCCAGGUUUAAUUCCACUUGGAAAUUAGAAGUCUCUAGCCAUGCAAAUGCACCUUUUAUUAAUCCAUUUCAAUCAUAAGAUAUUUUCUGCUGGUGAAUGAAUAAUGUGGUGCGUCGAGACCCAGGAGAAAUGAAAGAGAAAGUCUACCUGGAACUGUACGUGCUAUAAUAAUGCAUACUUUUGUGCAAUUAGUGAGCGAGAUAGCACUUGAACGUUUGUGGAAAUGGAGCUCAGUCGACGUCUAAGAUAUUAAGUUAUUGAUACUGAUGUGUGCAUGGCUUCUGCGAAGUGUUUCUUUAUCACACUUGCUUCCUCUUUGGUUUACUAACUCCACGUUACUUUCGCCUGUAUAAGUAUCUGGCAAGGCGCCACCUAGUGGUGGUAUCAGAUGUUGGUUGAUCAAGGAGAGAAUGGACUAUUAUCUUAAAUACAUACAUAAAAAAAAAAAAAAAAAAAAAAAAAAAAGCAAAACUCUGUAAGAUAGCUUCUGCCGAAUCAGUGUGCAGCCUGUCUGUUUCUGUGUGCCUUUAUGCAUCACAAAUACAUUUAUCGUGCAGCGUUGUUUUGUUGGGGAUCAGUUGUGACUUUUUUGCGGUAUACUCUUGAAAUUAUAUAUAUAUAUAAAUUUAUAUAUAUAUUUAAAAAAACAGUGAAAACCAAAAAAAAAAAUCUCAAUUCUCUUUAUGUAAUUUUAAGUCCUAUUUGUCACAGCUUUUGUGAUUUUUGUGAUUCGUUUGAGGAAGUAUAAAGAAAAAUAAAUACGCCUUUUAUUUCUGCCCUACCUGGUUUGAUCCUGUUGCAUUUUGCCUUCAGUUCUUGAAAGUUUUGUGCGGAACUGUUUUUACUGUAAAAAUGAAUGUCUAGUGAUUUAUUAUUAAUCUUGUAAAAAAAUGUCUCUGUGUAUUAAUCUCCUUUUUGUUAGCAAUGGCCAAGUUUUGUUGUGAAUUUCACUUACAAUCUUCGAAACCCCCAGGUUUUGGACCCUUGGAUGCAAUUCAGAGGGUGUCAGUAAAGUCACUGGGGAAACUUGUGAUUACAAACAUUAUACAAAAAAAAAUAGAUUAAAAUCUUUUGAAUCUAUUGAAAAAAGUGGCAUUAUGUCUCAAAGGCUUGUUUUUACUGCUCAAAAAGACGGCCAACGUUCGUUACCGAUAUUGAUCUCUGCAUCUGCCAAGUCAUGUAACCUAGAAACAGCAGAAUAAAACAAAUUGUAUUAUA
Messenger RNA from Megalobrama amblycephala (Wuchang bream), 4136 nucleotides. RefSeq names its product mitogen-activated protein kinase 1 (gene mapk1). The transcript is spliced from 9 exons. Gene Ontology annotation, molecular function: MAP kinase activity; ATP binding. Gene Ontology annotation, biological process: intracellular signal transduction; protein phosphorylation. Bases 271 to 1380 code for a protein of 369 amino acids. Lineage: Eukaryota; Metazoa; Chordata; Actinopteri; Cypriniformes; Xenocyprididae. The record is from RefSeq and is a predicted model, not a curated record. Gene Ontology annotation, cellular component: nucleus; cytoplasm.